GCUGGGCGUUCCACAGGCCAAGUGCGCUGUGCUCGAGGGGUGCCGGCGGGGCCAGAGGGAGCGAGCAGGCAGGCACCGAGGGGGCGCGGCUGCCGGCCGGACGAGACGGGCGAACCGGACGCGGGAGCAGUCCAGGACCAGACAGCCAGCACAUCCACGAUGGAGCGCCUCGUCGCCCGUGGGACCUUCCCUAUCCUUGCGCGCACUAGCGCCUGCCGCAGCCUCUUCGGGCCCGUGGACCACGAGGAGUUGAGCCGGGAGCUGCAGACCCGCCUGGCCGAGCUGAACGCCGAGGACCAGAACCGCUGGGACUACGACUUCCAGCAGGACGUGCCGCUGCGGGGCCCUGGACGCCUGCAGUGGACCGAGGUGGACAGCGACUCCGUGCCUGCAUUCUACCGCGAGACGGUGCAGGUGGGGCGCUGCCGCCUGCUGCUGGCGCCCCGGCCCGUCCCGGUCGCCGUGGCUGUCAGCCCGCCCCCUGAGUCGCCGGCCGCUGAGUCCCUCGACGGCCUCGAGGAGGCGCCGGAGCAGUCGCCCAGCGACCUGGCCCCGGCGCCCACCCCGCCCCCGGCCCCGGCCCCGGCCCCGGCCCCGGCCGCGGCCUCGGCCCCGGCCCCGGCCCCGGCCCCGGCCCCAGAUGCGGCGCCUCUAGAUAGCGCCGAGCAGGGUGCGAACCAGGCGCAGCGCAGCCAGGAGCCUCUUGCCGACCAGCUGCUCUCGGGGAUUUCGGGACGUCCCGCGGCCGGCACCGCUGCCGCCAGCGCCAACGGCGCCGCGAUCAAGAAGCUGUCCGGGCCUCUCAUCUCCGAUUUCUUCGCCAAGCGCAAGAGAUCUGCGCCCGAGACCAAGUCUUCGAGCGAUGUCCCCGCAGGGUGUCCCUCUCCUAGCGCCGCUGCUGGGGUGGGUGCGGCGGAGCAGACUCCGCGCAAGAGGCUGCGAUGAGCUAGUUUAGAGCCCAAAGAGCCCCGAGGGAACCUGCCGGGGCAGCGGACGUAGGAAGAGCGCUGGGCCUCGGCUGGGACCGUUCAUGUAGCAGCAACCGGCGGCAGCUGCCGCAGAGCAGCGUUCGGUUUUGUGUUUAAAGUUUGAAAACUGUGCAAUGUAUUAAUAACGUCUUUUUAUAUCUAAAUGUAUUCUGCACGAGGAGUACACUGGUCCCAAGGUGUAAAGCUUUAAGAGUCAUUUAUAUAAAAUGUUUAAUCUCUGCUGAAACUCAGUGCAAAAAAAAAAAGAAAAAAGAAAAAAAAAAGGAAAAAAUAAAAAAAACCAUGUAUAUUUGUACAAAAAGUUUUUAAAGUUAUACUAACUUAUAUUUUCUAUUUAUGUCCAGGCGUGGACCGCUCUGCCACGCAAUAGCUCGGUUAUUGGUUAUGCCAAAGGCACUAUCUACCACCCGCAUCCCGUUAUUGACAAAUGUAAAUUUAUUUUUAUAGCGGACUCUGGGGAAAAGGGUCGCUCACCAGCUGUAGCUGCCGUACAUGCCCACCUAGCUUGCAGUCUCUUCGCGCUUUCGCUAUCUCUCUUAUUAUUAUUGUGUUUAUUUUAAACUUGAAGACAAAUCUGUUGAAAUGGUUCCUGAGCCGUCUGUACCACUGCCCCGGCCCCUCGUCCGCCGGGUUCUAAAUAAAGAGGCCGAAAAAUGCUGCA
This is a messenger RNA of Lemur catta (Ring-tailed lemur), 1650 nucleotides long. It is a transcript of the gene CDKN1C, whose product is annotated as cyclin dependent kinase inhibitor 1C. Gene Ontology annotation, molecular function: cyclin-dependent protein serine/threonine kinase inhibitor activity. The transcript has 4 exons. The record is from RefSeq and is a predicted model, not a curated record. Gene Ontology annotation, biological process: regulation of cell cycle. NCBI's taxonomy places the organism in Eukaryota, Metazoa, Chordata, Mammalia, Primates, Lemuridae. Bases 160 to 945 code for a protein of 261 amino acids. Gene Ontology annotation, cellular component: nucleus.